This is a messenger RNA of Mangifera indica (mango), 1906 nucleotides long. RefSeq names its product dimethylnonatriene synthase. Bases 43 to 1623 code for a protein of 526 amino acids. Gene Ontology annotation, biological process: defense response to other organism. The transcript is spliced from 2 exons. The record is from RefSeq and is a predicted model, not a curated record. Gene Ontology annotation, molecular function: heme binding; oxidoreductase activity, acting on paired donors, with incorporation or reduction of molecular oxygen; iron ion binding. NCBI's taxonomy places the organism in Eukaryota, Viridiplantae, Streptophyta, Magnoliopsida, Sapindales, Anacardiaceae.
CCACAUCGCACUCUCCCUGUGUGACGUUCCCCCUCCAUCACAAUGGAAUAUUUUUCCUCUUUCACUCUAUCAAUUAUAGAGCUCUCAGCUCUGGUACUUCUCUAUCAUCUAUGGAAAACUAAGGUAUACUACAGGAACAAGAGUACGAACAAGAGGGCUGUCCCUCAACCGAAUGGGGCGUGGCCUCUCAUAGGCCACCUCCCUCUACUUACUUCUCCAGUACCAGUAUGUAAAAUACUUGGAGCCAUGGCAGAUGAAUGUGGCCCCAUCUACUCACUUAAGCUCGGCCGGCACCAAACCUUGAUUGUGAGCGGCUGGGAAAUUGUGAAAGAAUGCUUCACUGUAAAUGACAGAAUUUUGGCUACGCGGCCAAGUAUAUCGGUGGGGAAAUAUAUGGGCUACGACAACGCCAUCUUUGCGCUUGCUCCUUAUGGGCCAUACUGGCGGGAGAUUCGCAAAAUAGCCACUACGGAUCUUCUCUCAAGCCACAGACUUGAGAGCCUAAAGCACGUGAGGCACUCGGAGGUUGAAACAUUAGUUAAAGAUUUGAAUUUUCUCUGUGCAGAGAACCCAUUCAAUCCUGUUAAGGUGAAUAUGAGUAAUUUGAUCGAACACUUCACUUUCAAUGUAAGCCUGAAGUUGAUAGCUGGCAAGCGAUUUUCAGGCACACAGUAUGCUGAACAAGGCAGCGAGGCCUGGCGUAUUGAGAGAGCCAUAAAAGAAGCAUUAUAUCUCGCUGGGGUUUUUGUUCCUGGGGAUGCCAUUCCAUGGCUUGAAUGGAUAGAUUUUCAAGGACAUGUGGGUUCAAUGAAAAGAACUUUUAAGGAAAUCGAUCAAGUCCUCGGAAAUUGGCUUGAAGAACAUUUUCAGAGAAAAUUGCAAGGUGAAAGUAAUGCUCAAAAAGAUUUCAUGGACGUGUUGAUAUCAAAAAUCCCAGAAGGUGCUGUAACAUCUGGCCAUACCCGUGAAACUGUCAUCAAGGCAACAUGUUUCAUUCUAAUCUUUACUGGCGCAGAAAGCACUUCUGUGGGCAUGACAUGGGUACUCUCCCUGUUGUUGAACCACCCAAAAGUGCUCAAGGCUGUACAAGAAGAGCUAGACAGCCAAGUCGGCCGAGAAAAGUGGGUUGAAGAGUCAGAUAUCAAUAACCUGAAAUACUUCCAAGCAGUUGUCAAGGAAACAUUUCGGUUGUAUCCUCCAGGCCCUGUAACAGGGCUUCGUGAGGCCAUGGAAGAUUGUAAUAUCUGUGGUUACGAUAUCUCGAAGGGCACGCGUUUGAUCGUUAACAUAUGGAAGUUGCACAGGGACCCACGAAUUUGGCAAGACCCGGAUGAGUUUCGGCCAGAAAGGUUUAUGACAACUGAACCUGAAAAUGACGUUAAAGUUCAACAAUUUGCGUAUAUUCCAUUUAGCUAUGGUCGAAGAUCCUGCCCUGGAAUGACUGCUGGUUUACAAUUGGUACAUUUAACUCUUGCUCGGCUACUUCAGGGAUUUGAUUUGGAAGCAGUUGAGGGCAAACCAGUUGAUAUGCAGGAAGCUUUGGGACUUGCGCUGCCCAAGUUGAAACCUCUUGAAGUUACCAUCAAACCACGGCUUAAUUCGGAUCUUUAUCAAUGUGUUUGAAGCUUUUAAUGGGAAGAAACUCCUUAUUUAUGUUGUUUUCAAAGCUAGGGUGUCUUCAUGUGAAAUCAAACUUAUCCUGGUGGCUAUAGCCUCAAAUUCUGACUUCUGAGAGCCGGUCACUCUCUAUUUAAGGGUCUGGAAAGUAACGUUAAAAAUAAAUGUCGUGGUUUCAACUUGCUCAAUAAAAGCAUCUUUGAUGGUACUAUUAAUUAUCUUCUUCUCAUGAGAGAAUGAUUGUAGACACUGAAAGGACUCUGCAUUUAUUAAUGGUUUUCUUAGUUCA